This is a messenger RNA of Paramuricea clavata, 429 nucleotides long. NCBI's taxonomy places the organism in Eukaryota, Metazoa, Cnidaria, Anthozoa, Malacalcyonacea, Plexauridae. The record is from the annotation of a GenBank genome assembly.
AUGACGAAAGCCGUUGAAAAGGUACUCGCACAAUUUAAGGAAAGGUUUGACAGACAUCCGAAAGCAGCACAAUUCGACGACGGAAAGGAAUUCUACAAUGUAGGAGUAAAGACGUUGUUAAAUGAUCACGAUGUUCAUUACUUUUCCACGAGAACCUUCCGGAAAGCUGUACUCGUCGAGAGAUUUAAUAAGACUUUGAAAACAAGAAUGUGGAAAUAUUUUACGGAAAACAAGACGAAAGUUUGGGUGGACGUUCUACCUACCCUCGUCAAAUCCUAUAAUAAUUCCACGCACAGGACGAUCGGGAUGAAACCGGCGGAUGUGAACGAGGAGAACAAGGACGAAGUUUGGACAGGGUUUAUGGAUAUCCACUGGACAGUUUUCCGAAACCCAAGUUCAAAGUCGGGGAUCACGUCAGGGUGGAGAUAA